Messenger RNA from [Torrubiella] hemipterigena, 1183 nucleotides. Lineage: Eukaryota; Fungi; Ascomycota; Sordariomycetes; Hypocreales; Clavicipitaceae. The record is from the annotation of a GenBank genome assembly.
AUCACAGCCCCUACUACUCGUAGAAGUCGAUUUAAUUAUUAAUUAAAAAUUCAGACGGAUUUCUUUAUUUUAUAUUUUAGGUUUACCAAGGUCUAGAACCUAACUACCGACAUCAUGGGUUCCAGUUCGAAAAAGAAGGCCGAGAAGAAGAAGGAUUUUCAGAAACCGAAGUUCAAGGUUGGAAAAGAUAAAGCCAAGCCGUCCAACUUUACAGAUACGAGUUUCAAGUCUAGAGCCAUUGUUAUGGGACAUCAGUCUCUGUCGACAGCAGCACCAGACAUCUUACAACAAUUCAAGCACAAUAUGUCACUCGCCUCAUCCUCAAAAUCUGAUAAACAGCGCAAGGAGGCAUUGGCCUACCUCACAACACAACUAUCCGCCGAGCCGCAAAUCAAUCCUGUUGGCACCGCCGCCGUCUUGGCCAAACUCUUGCCUUUAAUAUCCGAUACAUAUACCCCCGUACGAAGCCAGCUUCUUAAACUCCUCCAGACAUUACCUGCGGCCGGAGUUGCGCCCGCUGUCGACAAUGCAGCCAUGUUCGUCCGAGCCGGCAUGACCCAUCUCUCGAAUGACAUUAGCAACGAUGCCCUUAGCGUUAUGGACUGGCUACUCCUCACGGCGGGUGAUCAGCUCGUAAGCUGCCCUGGAGGAUGGGUCAAGACAUUAAAUACCUUUUGUGCGAUGAUGGGCUGGAUUCCUACGACCGUCAAGGGCGGUUGGACUGCUGGAUCGGCUGGCCGCACCAGCUUGAAAGCCAAAGAUGCACUUAACCGUGCACGACAAAUGACCACAUUGACCAACUUCCUGCGAACGGGGUUCAAGGAAGAGUCCAUCCUACCAUGGUCCCCUUUGCAAUACUGGGAUAAUCUAUACACAACACCCAGAGAAACAAAUCCUUUUAACUAUGUCAACCUCUCGGGCGCCAGGCGGGACGAAGACGGUGAGAUGUAUGUCGACAGCGAGAGCCGAAAGCAAAUAUUCCAUAAGCGCUUCUACGAGUCGUUUGCAAAGGGCGUGGAGCAGAUUAAAAAAGAAGGCGGCGUGGGAGGCCGAGCAGCCGCAGGUUUAGAACAGGUGAUCAGUGCUGCUAUGAAGGAUUACAGGACAUCAGCAGCGAUAGACACCAAGGACUUGCUUGAACUCUGGUAGUCAUGACGAAUUAAUGAUACAAAGAAAUUUCCAU